UCCCCAGGCAUCCCCAAAGGCAGCUGGACUCUACAGCUGAAAUGAUUAGUUGAUUAAUCAGUCAGUCAGUUUGACAGGAAAACAGUUGGCACCACUUAUUUAGUUGUUUUCCUCGGUCUGCUGUCACACUGAACGCAAUAUUAUAAAAUAAUUUGAAUAUGUUGACCUGUUGAAUGUUUGUACAGGAGCCCGAAAAUAAUUUACCCAAAAGAAAACAGGUACUGCUCUUCAGCCCCCAACUCUGGCCUCCUUAGAAAGCACACCACGUCCCUGUGCUGAAUAUUAACCUGGAGGCCUCAUGUCGGUCCGAGUCUCAGCCAUGAGCGUUUUUCCUCCUGUUCGAAGGGACCGAGUCAUCGCCCAGCUCCCUCAGUAUUUCAGGAAGGAGGCCGCUCUCCACACUAAGGACGAUUUCAACAAUAAAGUGAAGACUGCCUGCCAGGAGCAGCGCACCGGCACCGUGGGCAGAUUUAAAAUCUCUAAGGUCAUCGUUGUGGGUGACCUGGCUGUAGGGAAAACCUGUCUGAUUAAUAGAUUUUGCAAAGAUGCUUUCGAUAAGAACUACAAGGCAACAAUUGGUGUGGACUUUGAGAUGGAGCGGUUUGAGGUGUUGGGUGUUCCUUUCAGCCUACAGCUGUGGGACACUGCAGGCCAAGAGAGGUUCAAGUGCAUUGCCUCUACGUACUACAGAGGAGCCCAGAUUGUGAUCAUCGUGUUUGAUGUAAAUGAUAUCGCCUCUUUGGGCCAUGUGAGGCAGUGGCUCGAAGACGCCUUGAAGGAGAACGACCCCACCGGUGUCCAGCUGUUCCUCGUCGGCACAAAGAAAGACCUAAGUUCUCCUGCUCAGUAUUCUCAGAUCGAACAGGACGCUCUCAAACUGGCUCAAGAGAUCAGGGCAGAGUACUGGGCCGUUUCAUCACUCACAGGGGAGAACGUGAAAGAGUUUUUCUUCCGAGUUGCAUCGUUGGCAUUCGAGACCAAUGUUCUCGCCGAGUUGGAGAAAAGCGGAUCGAGGCAAAUCGGAGACGUCGUCAGAAUUAACAGCACUUCAAACAACCUGUACGCUACAUCGAAGAAGAAACAGCCAAACUGCUGUCAGUAGGGAUGGGAGCAGAAGUUUGAAGUCAAAGUGUUUUCGAUUGCCACAGCUGCUACACCUGCACAAAACAGAGUGAGAUAUUUCCGCGCGGGUGUUGAGGUUCUUUAAAUUACGGCGUAAUAAGAAGAAUAAUGGCGAUGAUAUUGUCACAUGUUGACCGACCUACAACAGUGGCUCCCAGUCUCUCUACCAGCUGGAUGGCAGCCUUCAUCGUACCUCCGGUCUCUAUCCAUUGGUCCACUAACAACACCCUCACACCUGCGAGACGGAGAAACAAAGUGUUUAAAGAAAAUGGUCCACGUCUUUCUUUUCUUAAAUGAAGAUAUAAAUGAUGAUUAUAUGAUUUAAUAUGAUUACACAGCAAAUUUGUUAAAAUGUUAAUGUUUGAAAAUGUUAACAAAAGAAAAAAAUUUAAACAAGGGAGAAGUAAAGUUUGUUAUGCUAUUUCUAGUGCAAAAAUACUAAGCAAACAAUGAUACAAUCCAUUUUUACAUUAAAUGAUACAGUGUAUACUUGGCAAUGGUGACUGACAUUGGUGACUGAUGCAACAAUGUGUAAACAGCAUUUUACUGUUGUUGCUGCUCGAGUUGGAUUUAAGUUUAACUACUUUGUAUGCGGUUAUGUAGUUUAGUCCAGUGGUUAUGACCCCAGGGGUCAUAACCACACCAAGGUUCACAAGAAAAAUUUGAGAGGUCUUCAAAUGAUUAAUGUGAGAAGAAAGAAGAAAACACAAAGUUCUGAUACACCAAAUUUGAUUAAUUUUUCAGACUUUUAUCUAAUCUUUACUUCAGUUGUGAAAUAUUGGAUAAUUUUACCUCUUCUUAUAUUCAAUCAUCUGAAGCUGAGGCAGGAAAUCACUCACAAACAUCUUAAACACGACCAAACAUUUAACAAUGUGUUGUAUUUUAUUUUUUUAAAUGUAAAAUGUCUCAUUCAUAUUAAAUGUAACGUGAGUCUGAAAAGCAGCCAGUAGUUAUAGCUAGUAUAAUAAGUAUAGUGCAGUAGAAGUAUAAAGUAGCAUGAAAUGGAAAUACUCAAGUAAAGCGGAAUGGAGUAAAUAUACUUAGUCACUCUCCACCACUGAUACUUGGAUAGAUGUACAAAUGUAAAUAUGCAAUAAAAAGGAGUAAUUAAAAUUAAAUAAAUGGGACUAGAAUCCAGCAUUGACACGUUUCUCUCUGCUCCUUCUCUAAUCCUUGGCCUUCAAAGUAUCCAAUGUCAAAGACACUAAACCAAAAAGAAUGAAUCUUAGAGCAACACUGGAUCUUUAAUUCACAAAUGGCACAUACAGCACUGUUCAUUUAAUGUGUUACACUGAUGCAGCUGUAAUUUGCUUCAACCAACCCUAGGAGGUGCUGUGUGACAGGGAGUAAAUGGACGUAAAGUUAAAGAAACCUGUGCUCUAAGUCGUUUGGGGUUCUGCACUUGUUCAUUUUAGUCAUUUUUCAAGCAAAAAUGCCAGAUUUCUAUUUGGUAGUUCCAGCUGAGGAUUUGCUGCUUUUCUUAGUCUUAAACGAUAGUAAACUGAAUUUCUUUGUAUUUUAAGACUGUUUGUUGAAUAAAAAAAAGCAAUUUGAAUUCAUUACUUUGGCUGUGGAAAAUUAUUAUGGACAUUGUUCAAUAUUUUCUGACAUUUGAUAGACAAAUUGAUUAACUGACUAAUUGAGAAAAUAACCAACAGAUCAACUGAUG
Xiphias gladius (swordfish) is the source of this 2791-nucleotide messenger RNA. RefSeq names its product RAB34, member RAS oncogene family a (gene rab34a). Gene Ontology annotation, biological process: phagosome-lysosome fusion; endocytosis. The transcript is spliced from 12 exons. NCBI's taxonomy places the organism in Eukaryota, Metazoa, Chordata, Actinopteri, Istiophoriformes, Xiphiidae. Gene Ontology annotation, molecular function: GTP binding; GTPase activity. The record is from RefSeq and is a predicted model, not a curated record. Bases 299 to 1102 code for a protein of 267 amino acids.